Molecule: messenger RNA, 5427 nt
Organism: Sphaeramia orbicularis (orbiculate cardinalfish)
Lineage: Eukaryota; Metazoa; Chordata; Actinopteri; Kurtiformes; Apogonidae
Gene: dnmt3bb.1
Product: DNA (cytosine-5-)-methyltransferase 3 beta, duplicate b.1
Exons: 22
Coding region: 66-2594 (842 amino acids)
Biological process (GO): negative regulation of transcription by RNA polymerase II
Cellular component (GO): nucleus
Molecular function (GO): DNA binding; DNA (cytosine-5-)-methyltransferase activity, acting on CpG substrates
Source: RefSeq, a predicted model, not a curated record
CCUCGGACCCAGCUCGCCUUCACCUUGUUCCCUGCAGCGGAUGAGCGCGCGGACCGUGGACGGUUAUGUUUGAGAAGGAGUCAGGACAAACACUGGAUCAGUCGACUGCGACAGCGAUGCCUUCAAACAAAUACUCUGCAGCUCUGAUGGACGAGAGCAACAACAUGACGGCCACGGCGGCGGUGAACGGGGCCACGCCCCCUGCUGAGGGCCUAUCAGAGAACGACAGUGGGGUGGAGAUGACCAAUGAGAACAGCCCUCUGACGGCUGCAGAACCGCCCUCACCAUUCAGCCCCAAACAGAAUGGAGACGCCACCUCACCUCAGGAUGUGAACCGGUGUCCGAGGAACAGGAAGAGGAGCAGACAGAGGUCUGAGGAGGAGCAGACGAGGAGCAAACAGAGGUCUGAGGAGGAGCAGACGAGGAGCAAACAGAGGUCUGAGGAGGAGCAGACGUGGGAGUCCGACAGUCAGCUGAAGUCCUCUGGAGGUUCUCAGCUCGGUCUGAGACAGAGGCCGCCGCCAAGAACCAUCUUCCAGGCCGGACUGACUCCACACACGACCAGUAAACCACGGCGGCAGAACCGCAAACAGGACGCCAGCGCCGUACAGUGUGGUCCUCGCUCAGCCGGGGUCGGGGCCUCGGGGGUCCCUGAAGCCCCCCGUCUGGACCUGAUAGAACAGGAUUCUAAAGACUCGGCCCAGAGCAGCAGCAGCACCUCAACCGGAUCUGAGACCCAGCCCGAGUACAAUGACCAUAAGGGCUUCGGCAUCGGGGAGCUGGUCUGGGGGAAGAUUAAGGGUUUCUCGUGGUGGCCGGGCAUCGUGGUGACGUGGAGGGUGACGGGGAAACGACCGGCCAACCACGGCAUGAGGUGGCUGCAGUGGUUCGGAGACGGCAAGUUCUCCGAGGUUUCAGCGGAUAAACUGGACUCCAUCACAGCAUUUCCAAAGUUCUUCAGUCAGGCGUCGUAUACGAAGCUGGCGUCGUAUCGUAGAGCCAUCUUCCAGGCUCUGGAGAUGGCGUCCGUCCGGGCUGAGAAGACGUUUCCUCCGUGUGAGUCCGAUCACCAUGACGACCAGGUGAAGCCGAUGCUGGACUGGGCCAACGGCGGCUUCCUGCCCAAAGGCGAGGACGGACUCAAACCUUCGCGCAGCGCCGACAGUAACCCCCUGGACCACCAGCUCCUGGACGUGUCCCUCCCAGAGUUCAUCCCCAGCGCCAAGAGACCCCGACUCAGUCAGUGUAAGAGCAAGAUGGGCCCCGAGGAGUCCUACAGCCGAGAACAAAUGGUGAAUGAAGUCCUGAAGAACAAACGAAGUAUAGAAGAGUUCUGUUUGUCUUGUGGAAAAACCAGGGUGGCGACGUUCCACCCGCUGUUUGAAGGAGGCCUCUGCCAAACAUGCAAGGACGUCUACCUGGAGAUGUCGUACAUGUACGAUGACGAUGGAUAUCAGUCGUACUGCACCGUCUGCUGUGGAGGACGAGAGGUUCUACUCUGUGGAAACGUCAACUGCUGCAGGUGCUUCUGUGUGGACUGCCUGGACAUCCUGGUGGACCCAGGGGCGUCCAACAGCGCCCGUCACCUGGACCCGUGGCGCUGCUACAUGUGUCAGCCGCUGCUGUCGUAUGGCGUCCUCAAACGCCGCCACGACUGGAGCCUCAAACUGCAGCAGUUCUUUGCCAACGACAACGGACAGGAGUUUGAACAGCCAAAGAUUUACCCAGCAGUCCCUGCUGAGCAGAGGCGGCCAAUCAGAGUACUGUCGCUGUUCGACGGCAUCGCCACCGGUUACCUCGUCCUCCGCGACCUCGGCUUCAAGGUCGAUCAAUACGUGGCAUCGGAGGUGUGCGAGGACUCCAUCUCAGUGGGCGUGGUCAGACACGAAGGAAAGAUCCAAUACGUCCAUGACGUCCGUGACAUCACCAAGAAGAACAUCCAGGAGUGGGGUCCAUUUGACCUGGUCAUUGGAGGAAGUCCAUGCAACGACCUGUCCAUCGUUAACCCCGCCCGCAAAGGCCUCUACGAAGGUACAGGGAGGCUGUUUUUUGAGUUCUACCGUCUGCUGAGUGAAGCCAAACCCAAAGAUGGAGAGAACCGACCGUUCUUCUGGAUGUUUGAGAACGUGGUGGCGAUGGGCGUCAACGACAAGAGGGACAUCUCCCGCUUCCUGGAGUGCAACCCGGUGAUGAUCGACGCCAUCGAAGUUUCAGCUGCUCAUCGUGCUCGAUACUUCUGGGGAAACCUGCCCGGAAUGAACAGACCUCUUUGUGCCUCUGGAAUGGACAAACUGGAGCUUCAGGACUGUCUGGAACACGGCAGAGUGGCUAAGUUUGGAAAAGUGCGAACCAUCACCACUCGAUCCAACUCCAUCAAACAGGGCAAAGACCAGCACUUCCCCGUCCUGAUGAACGGGAAAGAGGACAUUCUGUGGUGCACCGAGCUGGAGAGGAUCUUCGGUUUCCCGGUCCACUACACAGACGUGUCCAACAUGGGUCGCGGCGCUCGGCAGAAGCUUCUGGGUCGGUCCUGGAGCGUCCCGGUCAUCAGGCAUCUGUUCGCGCCGCUCAAGGACUACUACGCCUGCGAAUAGAUGCCGCCGUCACCGCCAAAACUGGACGGACAGCGGCCGACCUCCGGGAGGGCGCCGGGACUCAGCAGAUUGAAGACGGACGUCGUCAAAGUGAAAGACGUAAAACACACACCGACAGAUGCCAAACACACCUUUAACUCCACCCACCACCUCAAAACCACAGGAAGCUCAGCAGCGACGCCAUCGUGAAUCCGUACGGAGGUCGGCGUAGGCGUCUCCUGGAAAAACAACCCUGUGAUUUUAACUUUUUUUUUACCUGAAAAUGUUAACGAUGCCAGUAGAACAUUUCAUCAUUUAACAAAACCGGAUCUGAAAUGAAAACCGAAAAGUCCAGGUGUCAAUGACGACCUUUUCAGACCUUCUGCUGAAAUUAGACCCAACGUUAGAACAACGUUAAAGCUCCAAACAUCUCAAACAACAGCUGUUCAUCGGGAUUUCCAUAAUUUAUCUGAACUCAGAAUAGCAGAGUUUAGACAUGGCAACAAAAAACGCCAACUGGAAAAUAACCGAGGGCAGGAUUUCAGCGUUUUAUUUCAUCAGUUUACAUUCAGAAACCUUUUGUUUGCUGCAAAAACCUGCUGUUUUCAUUUUUGUUUUUGCUUUGAGACGAUUUGACGAGGAAAAAAAAAACAGCUUUGUUGAAAGAGAAAACCAGCAAAUUUUCUAGAGAUGUUUGUGUAGAUGUUAGAAAUAGUGUGACUUGUAUUUUAUUCUAAUCUCCCUCAAAGAUACAAUUACUUGAAACGAGCCGAUGUAAAAACAGAGAUUGUUUUUCUUAACCAUCACAGAGUUAAAAUAACGACAUGUAUCCUACUGUAAACGUGGAAUUAAAAAAAAUAUAUAGAAUUUACUGUAAACGGAGGAUUCCAGUGUUUUCACAUGAGGACGAUCAUUGUAACUGGAAAUAAAAUACAUCUGCAUUAUGGAAAACUCAACAAAAUGCCAUAAAAUGUUGCUUCAUUUUACAUGAAAACGUAACGGAAUUUCAAUUCUUUAUGAACAAACUCAACUAAAUGUAAAACAUUUCUCAACUGAUUAGAUAAGAAUUUGACAAAAUGGUUUUACAUGUAAAAAAACAAAACAAAAAACAGACAAAAUGUAAAAAAACAUUGUUAUUAUGUAACAUGACCAAAUGUCAGAAUUUCACCGCUUAAUUUAGAAGAUAUUGACAAAAUGUAACAAAACAUUACGUUAUGUAACAACCAAAUGCCGCAGAAUUUAACCACUUAUUUUAAAAAAUAGUGGUAAAAUGUAAAAAACAUUACUUUAUUAUGUAACAAUUUGACCAAAUGUCACAGAAUUUUACCACUUAAUCUAAAAAAAUAUCGACAAAAUGUAACAAACCAUUUGUUUUGUUAAAUUGACUUAUAUAUAACUAGUGUUUAUGUACAAACUUCACACAGCGUAACAGGUUUUUCCCAUUUGUUAUAUAAAAACUUGACAAAAUGUAACAAAACUUCAUUUGUUUUGUGGAGACAAAAUUGAAAAACACUUUCUUCAAAUAAAAAAACACAAACUAGACAAAGUACAACACUUAACUUCAUUAUAUAAAAAUUGGACUAAAUGUAAUAGAAUUUCACUAUUUAAUGUAAAAAAAAAAACAAAAAAAGAAAAUGUUACAAACAAAUUUGUGUUGUAAAAAUUCUAAAGUAAAAUGUCACAUUUUUUGUAAAACCACAUUAAAAAUGUUACAAAAUGUCACUGCAUUAUGUUAAAAGAAAAAAAAAUAAUUGUGGAGACAAAAAUCUACAAACACUGUCAGGGUUUUUUAACUUCAUAUGAAAAUAAAUUUAAACUAGACAUGAUAUAACAAAACUUAUGUAAAAAAAUUGACACAAUUUUAUAGAAUUUCACCACUUUGAAAAAAAAAUGUGACAAUGUGAACCUAUUUUGUAAAUUCUCAAAUGUAAAAUGUAACAGUAGAACAUUUAAUAUGUAAAACAAUCUGGUAAAAUGUGACAAAAUUUCACCUCAUUGUGUAAAAACAGCCAGUUUCACAACUUUGUAUAAAAAAAAGAACAAAUUAUUAUUACAAAAAAAAAAACUGAGCAAAAACUUUACGUCUUUAUGUAAAAGCUCUAAAUAUAUCAGGUUUUCCCACAUCAUUAUGUAAAAAGGUUUUGUUUUUAUUACAUACUGAUGGCGCUUGUAACAAAGUUAGAAAGGUGCACUUUUUAUGACGAGAAACUAAUAAUACAAUCAAUAUUUGAUAAUUUCCUAGAGUUUGUUUUCUAAAAUGCAACCACAUGUGGGAAUUGAACACAAAACAAGAGAAAAUGAUUCCAUAUUUUUGACUUCUUUAAUAUGUAUUGAUCUGUGUUUUAGUGACAUUUUGUUGUUUUUUUCCAUCAUUUAUUGUCUUUAUGUGAAAACACUGUGACCUCCCAUCCUGUUGUAAAUCUUAAAAAUGGUGGAAAACACUGGUGAACGCAACAUUUUUAUAAAAACGAGCACUGAAUACUUUUAGUUUCAGAGAUUUUUUUGACUGUUUUCUGCCUUUGACCAGGUUUAGGUGUUGGACAGAUUGUUUUUAAUGAUAAUGAAGGGUAUGUUUUCAGACUCAAACCGUGUCAUUGGAUUUUCUAAAGUGAAAGUAGAUCUGUGUUUUUAGCUCCAGGUGUUUGAUUCUGCUGAUCGUCUACUAGAGAAACCAAACGGUUGUUUCAUAACUGGACGUGCUUUUCUUGAACGGACAUUACCUCAGACUGGACGACCCUCGCGGAUUUGUAUCACUGGAACUUUCCACCGUUGGUUUUCGUACUGUAACUUUACAAAGGUUUACAAGUGUCUGAACUCUUCUUCUUCCACCGAGUUUUACACGACUGUUUUUAAC